GUAGUGCAGUGCGCGUCUUGGACACGGCGCUGCGCUCUCGGCGCUCCGCCGCUCUGCUCGUCUGAAAGCACACCCCGCCCUCCCUCCACCUCCAUCUCCACCUCAACCAGCGCCGAAACCGCACCACAGGAGGAGAGAAGACAUUCAUCCGCGCCUUUCAUAGUAACCGAGCCGCGCCGUCCCCCAGCCAGACCUCUCACCCAGGACUCCAGCUUCUCUGACCGAUCCGUCCCGGAGGUGCGCCCCGCUCAUCCGCCCGCCUGCCAGCAGCUCCGCUCCGAUUCGCUCCGUUCCGCUCCGCGCCGGGCCGGUCCGAUCGCUUCCCCCUGGAGAACAGUUUAUUCCCUGGAAGCUGGAUGAAUUAUUGGAGAGUUGUGAACAAGUGCGAGAAGACAGCUGAGGCUCGGGAUCUGCCUCAUCGCGCCGUCCGGGGAAGACGAGACUCAGCCAGAGUUGUGGACGAUAAUGGAGGGGACGUCCCUGUAUCUUCCGAUUGUAAUUUUACUGAUGCAAUGUUCCCCCUCCGCUCCUGUCACCGUGUCGACCAACAAACACAAGGUGGAGGUGCAGGAGUUCUCAGACGCGGUGCUGUCCUGCACGUUCCGCACAGAGAGAGACCCGAACCCACGCAUCGAGUGGAAGAAAAAGGGGAAAGAUGUUUCCUUUGUGUACUUUGAUGGACACUUCAAAGGUCCCUUUGAGGGCCGAGCUACCAUUGACGGGGCCACUGUGACGCUGAGAGGCGUGACCCAGGAGGACGCUGGGGAGUACCGCUGUGAGAUCAGUGCUCCUCAUGACUCCGUCAACCUGGGCGAGACCAAUGUAACGCUCAAAGUCCUGGUGCCCCCUCAAACCCCGUCCUGUGAAAUCCCCAGCGGGGCGGUGACAGGCUCAGUGGUGCAGCUGCGUUGUAGGGACCGGCACAGCAUCCCGCCUGCGACAUACUCCUGGUACAAGGACAACCAGCAGAUCAGCCCGCCACGCAAUGCCAACGCCACCUAUCUAAUCAACUCACGCACAGGAGUACUGGAGUUUAAAGCAGUAGCCAAAGAGGACACCGGUCGAUACAGCUGCCUGGCUUCGAACGGAGUGGGACCGCCCAAGAUGUGCGAGGGCAAGCACAUGACGAUAGAGGACGUCAACGUCUCGGCCGUGGUGGCAGCUGUGGUGGUGGUCUGCCUGGUCAUUGUGAUCUGCGGAUGCGGGGGACUCGUCUUACACCGCAACGGUUUCUUCAGCCCAGGACACAGAGGAAGGUCAUUUUGGAUCUCCCAGUGUCAUGGUGCAGCCCACAUCAGCAGCCAAACCCUGCACAGAACUGAGGACACGUCCAAUGUCAACUACAUCCCUCCGCCCCAAGAACCCCAGGAUUUCAAACACACCCAGUCAUUCAUGCUCUGAGAAGCUGGCCUUCCUUUGAGAACACAUCGCCCUCAUGAUAAGGUGCCAAACACUGGAUUUAUUAUCUCUCUGGACUCUGAAUGAGCUCUUCAUCUUCCAGUACAUGCUAAUUUCAAUCUUGUUCCUCUACCACUCCUUUUUGGAUGGCAAGGCUUCUUCUUCCUCUUUCUUUGCAUUGUGUGGGUCGCCUCAGUCAUUGACGUUUUCUGCUCUUAUGGGAUUAAGUACAGUUUUGUGGCGUUCUGCUCCCCCCUGGUGGUCAGAUGAAGAAAUUCCAAUUGAUCUUUUCUGAAUGAUCCAGGGACCAGUGGAGCUUUCUACACACUUUGUUUCCUCCCUCUGCGGGCCAAUUGUUUAAACUACCAUUGCUUUUUGUUUUCUACCAAAGACUGACUGUUUAAUUUAAGGGAUUCAUUUGUUUUAAAAGAGGGAAUUCUGCUUAAAGCCAUAGAGAAAGCAUUGUUUUCAAUCUACUCAAACGAAAAUGCAGUUUACCUCAGCAUCUGCCAAUGUUUUGUCUUCUGUAACACUGGGGCCCCAAGCUUCCCACGGGCCCCGCAAGAUCCCCAUGAUCUUAGUAACAACACGACACCAGACAAAGCCAGUCCAGGACAACAGGAAGCCACUUCAGCUGAUUAUAUUGAGACCAACCCCGUUCCAUCCUAAUGUGCCUGCAUGGUCUUUUUAUAUAUAAACAUACACAUAUACACAUAUAUAUAUAUAUAUAUAUACCUUGUGCCUUUUUAAUUUGUCUGUCAUAUUUAUCUAAGAAUCUCACUUUUUUGUAAAGAACUUGCCUUACUUUUUUCUGUCUUUAUAUUUUUGUGCCACUGUUUGUCAACGUUUUAUCAAAAUGGAGUGUCUGUUUUUAGACAGUGUGUGAAUGGGUUGUUCAGAGUUUUAUUUGAAUGGUGUAUCAGUAAUAAAAGGGUUUUC
Epinephelus moara (kelp grouper) is the source of this 2337-nucleotide messenger RNA. RefSeq names its product junctional adhesion molecule 2a (gene jam2a). The record is from RefSeq and is a predicted model, not a curated record. Lineage: Eukaryota; Metazoa; Chordata; Actinopteri; Perciformes; Serranidae. Gene Ontology annotation, cellular component: protein complex involved in cell adhesion; cell surface; tight junction. The transcript is spliced from 11 exons. Gene Ontology annotation, biological process: leukocyte tethering or rolling. The coding region runs from base 466 to 1401 and encodes 311 amino acids.